AAAUAAAACAAGUUAAUGUUAAAAAAGAAGAUAUUAGUAAAAUACUACAAAGUGAUUAUAAUGAUCACAUAACAAUUUUUGGACCAAAAGAUUUUUAUUUGAUUUUAUUUUGUGAUGAUGACGGACCUGCUUUGUUGUUAGACGAUUAUAAAAAAUUAACUCUUGAUGAUUUGCGCUUUUUAUUGGAAAAACCAUUUGAUAUAGGGGAGAAAAAAUAG
Racocetra persica is the source of this 218-nucleotide messenger RNA. The record is from the annotation of a GenBank genome assembly. NCBI's taxonomy places the organism in Eukaryota, Fungi, Glomeromycota, Glomeromycetes, Diversisporales, Gigasporaceae.